Pyricularia grisea is the source of this 3867-nucleotide messenger RNA. RefSeq lists its product as uncharacterized. Bases 1 to 3867 code for a protein of 1288 amino acids. Lineage: Eukaryota; Fungi; Ascomycota; Sordariomycetes; Magnaporthales; Pyriculariaceae. The transcript has a single exon. The record is from RefSeq and is a predicted model, not a curated record.
AUGCUUUCGCACCUUCGUUUCCACAGACGGGCUCCCUCGAACCCAACAUCACCAAUCCCAGACCAAGGGAGCCCUUGGGAAACAAAUCAGAACCAAGACCUCCCUCAGCCCAUUCAAGAUGCACCUUCACAGCAAGGUUCGCGCCCUCGCUCUUCGCAUGCGGCGACCGGUGCACCGCCAACGCUCCCACCAAUACCUCGAGUCACGUCCGAGAGCGAAAUGCUUUUCGACAAGAGCGAGCAACAGAGUACGACUUUAGCACAUUCAAAAUCACCCCCGCAACAUCGCGCCUCCAAUGGCGGGGGUGGUGAGAGGGAAUCGGGUUUCAUGGGGGGUGUUGCGCUGCAGAACUACCGUCUGAGUCUCCAGCAGGCUCAACAGCACGCUGCCAAUGCACCCAGCACGACCACGGUACCGAGACUGCCGGAAAGCGCCCUUACACGAUCGAAACCGCCACCUCCGCCAAUUAAUACCGGUCGCCCUUCGCAGCCCAAGGCAUCCUCUUUCGUUGCCCCGACUGAACUUUACGGGUCGCAGUCAGGCAGUAGUAGAAGACCAGCUGGGACCAGGCUGGCAACUGAGCCGGCCACUCUGGCACAGCUUAAUGGCGUAGGUUUAUCGCCGGUGAUUGAGCCACAAAAACCAAAGAAGGGUUUACCAUUUCUAAAGAAUCCAAUGUCGACGCUGCUCGCGCGACGAAAAACGGCGCAAAACGCAGCCGAUAUCGCGCCUAUCCUAAAAUCAACGCGCACCUCAGAACCGGUAUAUGACCCAAGGAUAAGGGGCACACGGGUACACGAUUUCAGCGCGCCGCGCCCUCGGCGUGUCGUGUCGACCAUGCCAGACCAGAUGGCAGCACCAACUACGGCUCCCCCGCCGCCGCCAGCACCGACUACGGAGCCUCCGGCACCACCGCAGAGAUCCCUAUCAGGUAACAUCCCCGACCUUCAAGACAUAGGUAAAGCUGUGACACAGUCUCCGGACGAGGACGUUCCACCCGAGAUUCCAGCACGUGCUUCAAGCAGACCCACUUCAAAACACCACUCCGAAGCUGCUUUGCAAGCCACGGCGUCAGAAGAAGCAAAUCGGGAAAAAAUGGGUGACGUUUCCGAGAUUGAUGAUCAGGUGAGGCGGUUUUCCUUGGAGGAGAGGACGGUGUCCGCCGGCUCAGUACCACCAGUCCCGCCAAAGUCCAAAUCAAGGAUUGCGCCAGAGAAAGGCGCGGUUCCCCAACCAAAGGCCAGUCCUUCAAUGAGAACCAUUAUGUCUCGCAAUGCAUCUGCUUCUGCCCGAUCCAUUCGGGACGGGACUUUGACCGCUCUUCCGAAGCAUAUGAAGAGCACAUCAUCACGAUUCAGUUUCGACAUGGUUGGUGCCGCAAAACAGGAAAAACUACUCGAAGAGCGCCAUCGGCAACGGGAGUUGGAGCGGCAGGAUGAUGAACCUGACGAACCUGGGUAUCGCGACUCUAGGUUUGACGAUAUUGACGAUUUUGACUACGACGCCAUGAUGGAUGACGAUGGCUUCGAAGAAAGGAUACCGGGCGUCAACACUGAUGCCGAGGAUUUCGACUAUAUGUAUGGUGAAGAGGAGAUACCUAUGACAGGGGAGGAUGACUAUCUCUCGGGGGCUGGCGAUAAUGGUUUUGAGUCUGAGGAGGCCAGGCUGGAUCCUGAUAAUGACCAGGAGAACUUUUCUGGGUUUGUCUUCCAAAGAUCAAAUCCGGUCUCGACUCUGACUAGCCCAACUACACCUGGGAUGCUCGUCACACCAAGAGACGACAGUGGAAAGGUGAUUGGUUUUGCCAUGACGAAAGACUCCGGCACCCCAGGUCUACAUGGCCAGCAUCUACUAUCACCUUCACUUCAUGAGGCCCCAAUCGCUUCUCCCAGAAGCGAAACUGCGAUUUCCGGACUCGGAAUCGUCAACUUUCCGCCAACGUCCUUGGGAGAAGAAGAGGAAUUUCUGCAGAGUGAAGUUCAUGAACAGCAGCAGGCCUCGACCUUUGGAGUGCAAGCACCGAAAGCCAGGGGCGACGAACUCUACUACGACGGAGGCUUUGUCGGAGAUUUUGCUGAUGAGCUUAACUUUGAGCAUCAAAAUCCUAGUGGCGAACCUUUUGACGAGUCCAUUUUCGAUCUUGACGAUACGGAUCGAUAUGGCCGUCCACUACCGGGAGUGUUCGCACAGGUACAGGCCCAGCGCGCAGCGGAAAGGGAAGCUUCGGCAGCAAAGAGAGAAUCGGACCAGACCUCUCACUUGUCGGGGCAGUCUAUCUUGUCACAGUCGCCAAGGGCUUCUUCUAUUAGCACUAGCUUGGCGGCGGCUCCAGCAUAUGAAGAAGUCGGCGGCCCAUCAGCCAAGGCCGAUGCCGAGUCGUCGGUAAAUGUAGAUCAGCCUUCGGAGGAGUUAGGGCCUAAACUGGUGUCCCCUGCCCCUUCCAGUCGGGAUGCCCUCUAUCAGGCGGCACUUGCAGAGGCAGCCAACAAGGCUGCAGCUUCUGGAAAGUUUCGUCGCGACUCGUCACCGCCACCUAUUCCAACAGAUCUUCUUGUGACGUCGCCCACAACUGGGUCUGAGGCGCCACCAUCUGGACGAUCAGGCAUUGAUGCUUUUGCGGAUGACGAUAUUUAUCAAGACGACCCCUAUUCUCAGCCCAUGGACGAUUAUGAUGAUAUGGAUGGAUAUGAAUUUGAUGACGACGACAUAGUUGCCGAGGCUAACGCCUCCGCACUUGCCAAUGACCAAGAUGGCUUCUAUGGGCAAGAGUUUGGAUUCUACUCGAAUGCGCCAUCCCAGUACGGUCAGCAUGGGCACAAUUACGCAAGCGGUUCCAACAGCCAUGCCGCACUUAGCAAAGAGAAUCUUUACGAAUAUGCAAACGGAGGCUUUUUCGGGCCGUCGGGUGGUCUCGAGCGAAGCAAAAGCGGACGCGUCGUCUGUCGGGAACCAAACCUCACCCCCAUUACAGAACGGUCCGAAUACUCGAAUAGGAACUCCAUUAUGUCACUAGGCCUACCGUCCGCCAGCCUCAACAGUGCGCAUCCGGAUCGCAACUUGCAUAGUCCAGGUCUUGCCCAGCUUGCCAUGAUGGACGACGGUGAUAUGUCUCUUUCGUCGCUGUUGCGACUACGGUCACGUGCAUUUGGUGGCUCGCAAGCCAGCCUGGUGAGCAGUCGUGGAGACGGCGGCAGCCCCCGCUCCGAAAGGCCUGCAGAUGGUCUAGUCUCACCGUGGUCGCCGCCCGGGCAGGGUCCUCCGCUUUCCGCAGGUCUGCCCUACCUCGGCGUUAACCACGGACGCAAGAAUUCUGUCCUGUCGGCUCAUAGUAGAGACUCGGAUGCGGGCAGCAUGGCGGGGAGCCCUACCAUGACCAUGAACAUGUCAUUCCCGACCCCACAGUCGCCGUCAUCUCUGGCGCCACCUUCGAGAUCCCUGUCGUCGCCUACGAGGCCCGUGUCGUUGUCAUUCUCGACUCCUUCAUCACACAUUGCUCAGAUGCUGCACUCCCCAUCCAAUCUCCCCUUGGGCCGCAUGUCCACGGGUGGCCCUGGGUCUGACGACUCCAGGCCGGGAAUCCGCAUGAGGAGCCCAUCUCUGGACGACAACCGUAUUUCGCUCCGGAGCAACAGCAACAUUGGCUUUGCUCAUCCAGCCGCGCCAUCUUCUUCGUCGCCCUUAUCCCUGAGUUCUGUGUUUUCCACCAACCAUCGUGGCAAAGGAGUAGACGUGGCUGGGCAUGGACAGGUACAUGCCGACGACAACCAGGGGGACUCACAUCGGGAUGAGGAUACGGCUAAAACGAAACGAAAUACAUUCGGCGAAGUAAUACUGGACGAAGAGGCUCUCAGGCGCAUGAUGGCAUAA